Molecule: messenger RNA, 886 nt
Organism: Phytomonas sp. Hart1
Lineage: Eukaryota; Euglenozoa; Kinetoplastea; Trypanosomatida; Trypanosomatidae
Source: the annotation of a GenBank genome assembly
GGAAUGGUAAGGGUGAAUAGAUUAUUUCGUAUAUUAGUCAUUUUAUCUCACAGUUUUUUUAUAAGGUUUAUUUAGUAGCAUUUAUGAAAUCUGGGACGCGACUGCUUUUCAGAGUUACAUCACCUUUGUUUCUAAAAGGAAGUAAACUAUCUCAAUAUGAGCAAGAAGCCUUCGAGUCUCACCAGCGGUUCGUAAAGUCAGAAUCAUAUCCCGGCUCAAUUCGUGCUGCCACACCUGGCGACACUCGUUUUUAUAUUGGAGCUGUUGAAACUAUUCUGAAAGAGAACGAACGACAUUAUUGGCGUGCUGUGGUUGAUGAUCCUCAAGUGCAAUUUCUGAUACCCUUACGUAUCCGAUUCAAGACAAAUGUGUGGGUAACUAGUGGAUGGGAAACGAGGUUGCAAGUUGUUCAAGUAAUGGUUUCCAAAGAUGCGACAAUUAAAGAAGUUAUAAAUAACGUGAUAGUUGAGAAUCAGUCUCCUUACCUUUGUAUGAAUAAAUUUUAUCUAUCGAUUGAUGGGAAAGAGCUCGACGAGAGCAGAUCUCUGGGCUUUUAUGAGAUAUCUUCAAACACUCAGAUCGAUGCUAUCGAAGAACUUGAUCAUCUUUCGCAUAUGGAAUCUGCACGUCCAAAAGAUUGGAAUGUCGAUGAGAUCACAGACAAUGAUUUAAAGAAGAGUCCAUAUAAAGAAAUGGGUAUGGAACCGAAAUCUAAUCUUUCUCCACGAUAUGAAGGGAAACCGGCUGGGUAUUUUGGAAAAAAUAAUUACAGCGGAAUGAGGCAACGAUCCUCUUAGUGAAGCAAAGGGUAAAUUUUUUUUUAUUUUGAUAUCGAAAUUUUACUUUUUAAGUUACUGGUUUAUAUUUACCAUUUUUUUCUUUUCAA